CACGGACAAUACAGACGUAGAGGAUAAAGUUAACCUAGGAAAUGUUGGAUAUUAGUGGGUAAUUAGGACGUGUAACAGAUAGUCCACAGGUAUCUCUCUUCACAGGCUCAAACACACCGCACCGACCAGGAACACGCAUUUUCAUUAUUUUGGAAAUCUAAUUCGGAACUUUUAGAUUGGUGGAAAAACUACGAAAUGUGAAAAUGGAUUGUUUCAGAAUAUAAAUUCUGGAUCGUUUUUAAUUUGAAUGUGGACAUUAAGCGGAACAAUAAUUGUUUGAAAAUACCACUUGUAGGAUGACUCUAGAACAUCUCGUUUAGAAAUGUAGUAAAACUGGGUACAUCAUUCCACGAAGUAUAAAAGAUUCAAAGAAGUGCUUUAAAACAAAUAUAAAAACAUAAUUAUAGACGGAUUAUUUUAUCAUUAUUUUGUGUUAUUAACUUAAUUAAAAUGAGCGAAAAGGAUUACAGCGAUGCCGAGGAUCUCACGUACAAACCAGACCGAGAGGCUGUCAGUAGGGCAAUUCACGAAAAGACGGAGCAAGAUUCUGGUGACGAAGAAAUAGAUGUGGUAGAUGAUAAUGACAAUGACUCCUCAGACAGAGGAUAUGACAACGAAGCAUUUUGUGAUGGCGAUGCGGAUGACGAUCUAUCGGCUUCAUUGAAGAAGCAAAGACGGAACCGGACCACAUUUACUGCGGAGCAGCUCCGGGAGCUGGAAGCGGUGUUCACGCACACACACUACCCCGACUGUACACUACGGGAACAGAUCGCAGAGAAAGUGGAACUCACAGAAGCAAGGGUGCAGGUAUGGUUCCAGAACCGAAGAGCGAAAUGGAGAAAACAAGAAAAAAAUAUAGUGCGCAUGUUCGAUGUCUGGAGACACCGUCUUGAACCAUAUCACGUGACACCACCUGCAUUUUCUCCAGUUGGAUAUAGUCCGUCAGCGUUCUCUUCCGUUCGCAGCAGCAUGUUUCCAUGGUUACCCCGACUUCCUUUAAAUCUUCCGCCAGUCCUUCCACUUCCGACGUUUCUACCGGAAGGCACGUCACCAUAUAGAGGUGAAAUCCCUCCACUUUCGUCCGUCAAACAAACCAUGGACAUUUCACAGCGGAAGCAUUUUGAAUCUUACGCGAGGGACUACUUACAUAGGUUUACGACAGAGAGCAGAGAUCGCUACGCCAGGGAACAGCUUAACAGACGGUCUCCUCACGUGCAUUCGACGACGUCAUCAGCGCCAACGAGAAUAUGAAAUGAUCACUAAUUGACUUUUUUUUUUUGAAUGUAACUUUGUUUGAACUAUGCAAAUCAUUUAAAAAUCAAUUAUUCAUAUUCAUAGUUGUUAACGACCGCAAUUUCAAUUGAUUUUGAAACACAUAUAAUUCAAUUGGUGGAUGAUACCAUAAUGUGUUUUAUCAGAUAAACAUGUGCUCACUGUUGGAACAAAAUAUUUCCACGAUGGUCCCUGUAUAGACCCAACGAUAAUUCAAAGUUUCUACACUUCGAAUCAUAACGGAAAUACUUCGUUCUCAUUAAACUUAAAAAACUAUUCAUCGUGACCCACUACAGCAAACUAUCAUUCGUCUUUCACCUGCGGAACCCAAGGGUUGCAAUCUUGAUAGGUUUAUUACGCGGAACCCUUGGAUUUUGAAGGUGUCUGGUGUCAUCGAUUCAGCAUUUACAUUCUGAUCUCAUUCUUCCGGAAAUAGUCUGAUUUUACGUUAUGGUUGAUCCUCCAGGAAUUAGAAAGUAGAUAUGAGGCGGACUUAUGACGUAGAUCGUCAUUCCACACCGUCGUGUGUAGUAUAGUAGAUGUCAGUGUAUUUAAGAGUUUGGUAUAUUUAUACAUGUAUAUAAUAUAAUGACCAAAAACAGUGUGAAGAUUUAAUCACCUUACCUGUGUAAGAUAAUUGUCAACUUCAAUAUAUGUUUUCUUUAUUUUUGUCGUAAUUGUUAAAUAAUUUCAAAUGACAAUUUCAUGUUCCUGCAGUGGAAAGUGAUUGAGUGAAGAAAACAAUAAAUAACCCCCCCCCCCCCCCACCUCCCCCUCCUUUCCGAAGCCUAAGGAACUUCAUUAAUACCAUACAAUUGAAUCUCGUUAUAACAAUCUUUAUUCUGACAAAUUAAAUCGCUUCCUGUAAGGAACAAUGUUGUAGCAGUCCAGAUUGAUGAGGAAUGUAGAGGAACCAAGUUAAAGAGAAAACAUGACAGGCUGAUGUUUCAUAAGCCAAUCGUAGAUUAGGAGGCCAGACGUCAAAUUUUUGAGGGGUGUAUGUAUUUUCAUGAUACUGCUGGAUACCUCACAUUGAUCAUCGGUUUGACUUCAUUUCAUUUCAUAAAUGUUUUUUUUUUAUGUAAACAAUAUGCAAAUUUCACGUGACUUUAAUUUUUAUUGUAUGGUAUAUAUGUGAAAUAAAGAUUUAACAGAUGUAUGACGUUUUGAAUAUAUUUGAUGUCACUAUAAAGUUCAUCUUACGAUACAGACAUGGAUCCCAUCGUAACAUCUCGUCCAAUUCCGUCAAGGCUCGUGGGCUGGAGGAUCAUUUUUGAUGACCUUAAUUUUGUUGUAUGAAUACAAGUUAAAUCUGUUUCAUGUAAAAGACUAUAUUUAUCGGAACACCCACUUUCGUUUUUAUUGUUUAGAUAUUAUUUCCGAGGAGGACUUACAGUAAAAAGUGGGAAUAUGUGUAUUUUUCUAAGGGAAACUCUGUAUAUACAAUUACGAUGUGUAAAAUUCUCCCUUGGAAGCACCUUCUCCAUCUAUGUAUGUCUGAUUUUAUUAAAAAUAAAUACAGUUGAGGAAAUAGUCUUAGUCCAGUUCAUGAAGUAUGACAACGUUACACGAGUUACCUCCCUUACAGCAGCAUGAAUUACAGCUCAACUGCGCCAAUGAGCUUCCGGUGUCCGUUGUUAAUCCCCUAGUGUUUCCCUAUAUUUGCUGCAAUAUCCAGGUGAGCGAUACAGGCCCUCUGGGCCUCUUGUUAGGUCGCCUGAGACGGAUCCUCGAGUAAAAGUUUUCGUCAUUAGUUAACAUUUUUGACACACCUGGUACCCAAAACACCUGAACAAAUUUUAAUGGAAUUUUGUUGAAGCGUUUCAUGACCAAAGGUCAACCAAAAUAGUGAAUUAUAUAGUUCCCCCUCUGGAGGCUAAUGACUGAAAUUUAAUUUCAAAAAUCUUCUCAAGACCAUCAAAUACUCUAUAGGUCGACAGGUGCGAAUUUCAUGACCCUGAGGUCUCAGGUUUCCCCUGUAGCGAGAAGGUAAAAUUUACUACACGAUACAUAGGGGAAUAAUAUUUUGGGUCAAUAUUUGUUUAAUUUCCAUUGGAAUUAAUUCAAAAUUUUCAUUUUGGAAUCGCAGUUUGUGAUUAAGAGACAGUCAACACCCCCAAGAUAUCUUUAGAAGGAAAGACAGUUUGUGGGAAGUCAUAAAAAGUCAAAACGGAGAAGCCCUCUUCAUUGAUACCGUGCUUGGUACUGGUUGAAGUAAGAGGGUUUUUUCCGGUUUCCAGUGCCCGGGCUAUGGAAUUUGUUAUUUAUCUCAAAAACGGAUAAUAUAAAAAAUUUCUGUAGAGAUAAAAUCUAACAUUUAAUCUUUGACAAGGCCUUGUUGAGAUAAAAAUAAAGUUCUGUGAUUGUACUCGUCAGUUAUUUGAUAAAUGCAAAAUAGUACAUUUCUUACUAGACACCAAAACGUCACAGGUAGCCAUUUAUCUGCGUUUCCUAUGCUUCUACAUAUCGAAGAAACACGUGCUAGUGCUGAAGCGAAACACAGUGUAUGAUAUACUCCACAACACCACGUCUAUUCAUCGUACACCGGAUAUAGCUACUCGCGAAGCGAACAACGAAUUCCGAACAUGUUUCCAAAUUGAUAUCGAGACAAUACAUGCAUAUCAAUCGAAAUUAAAUGAAAACUAAGAGAUGUUCAUGCACAGUUAAGAAUUUUAUCAUACAAAUUCUGAACAUCUGGUGUAUUUACCCUCUUAACUUUUAUUUGUUUACACGGUAUACAUGAUACAUGUGGCGUUUGGCGCGA
Pecten maximus is the source of this 4036-nucleotide messenger RNA. Its product is annotated as paired box protein Pax-6-like. Bases 451 to 1251 code for a protein of 266 amino acids. The transcript has 4 exons. NCBI's taxonomy places the organism in Eukaryota, Metazoa, Mollusca, Bivalvia, Pectinida, Pectinidae. The record is from RefSeq and is a predicted model, not a curated record. Gene Ontology annotation, molecular function: RNA polymerase II transcription regulatory region sequence-specific DNA binding; DNA-binding transcription factor activity, RNA polymerase II-specific. Gene Ontology annotation, biological process: regulation of transcription by RNA polymerase II.